Vicugna pacos (alpaca) is the source of this 2709-nucleotide messenger RNA. It is a transcript of the gene OCSTAMP, whose product is annotated as osteoclast stimulatory transmembrane protein. Gene Ontology annotation, cellular component: membrane. Lineage: Eukaryota; Metazoa; Chordata; Mammalia; Artiodactyla; Camelidae. The record is from RefSeq and is a predicted model, not a curated record.
UGUGGGUUUAGGAUGGCUUACUCUGAUUGGCCCACCUGGGAAGAGUGCCCACCCAUGUGGGUAAAGGGGUGGAGCCUAUUAGCAGUUGAAGAGUUUGUAGGGCAGGGGCAUUGGGCAGACACACAACCCCCCAACUCUCUUGUUAGAAGUUCUCCCAAUUUCCUUGUGUGCAGGUGGCGAGUCUGUUACCUGGGGCUCUGCAAGGCCCUUGCCCUGCUGCAGGCCACCUGGAUCGCCUUCUCCCAGCCUGUUCCAGCCAGCUGUGGCCAGCUGCUGACCCAGCUCCUCCUGUGCGGUUCCCUGGCUGUUGCUGCUGCAGGUCUGACCUACCACUGGCUGGUGUCCUCGCUGCUCUAUCCUCUGGAGCCCUCGGCUCUGGUGGCCACCAUCUGUGGCCUCCUGGUGUUCCUGGGCCUGGGUCUGGUGCCUCCAGCCCGCUGCCUGUUUGCGCUCAGCGUGCCCACCCUGGGCACGGAGCAGGGCCGCCGCCUGCUCCUGUCCUGGAGUACCGCCACCCUGGCCGUCGCUGUGGUGCCUAACGUCUUGGCCAACAUGCACGCAGCUGGGCAGGUGCUGAGGUGUGUCACUGAGGGCUCCCUGGAGAGUCUGCUCAACACCACUCACCAGCUGCACAUGGCAUCCCGGGCUCUGGGCCCUGACAGCCUAGCGGGCGGCCAGGGCCUGAUGCUCCAGGCCCAGGACAAUGGCUCUGCCUUCCAGCUCCACAUGCUCAGGGUCACUCAGCAGGUCCUGGAGGACUUCUCCGGCCUGGAGUCCUUGGCCCGGGGGGCAUCCCUGUGGAGUCAGAGGCUGGUCACAGGGCUCCUUAUGCUGGGCCUCCUGGUGGACUCGGCCUGGUACCUCCAUCGCUACCUGACUGACCUGUGGUUUGAUAACAUCUACGCCACACGGCAGCUGGCUCAGCAGCUGGCAGAGGUCGGGGCCACACACCUGGUGUCCUCCCCACCAGCCUGGCUGCUCUGGGCGGCCCGGCCGAGGCUGUCCCAGGGGGAGCUGCUGAGUUGUCUCCUAAGGCUGGGUCUGCUCACCCUGCUCCUGGUGUCCACGGCUGUGACGGUGGCCACAGACCAUGUGGCCUUUCUCCUGGCGCAGGCAGCCGUGGACUGGGCUCAGAAGCUGCCUGCUGUGCCCAUCACACUCACGGUCAAGUACGAUGCUGCAUACACCGUCCUGGGCUUCAUCCCCUUCCUCUUUAACCAGCCGCCUCCAGAGAGCCCCUUCCUCUCCACCCACAAAUCCUUCCACUGGGAGCUCCGCUUCACCGCUGCCGGCUGCCCGCUGCUGCCCGCCCGGCGCCCGCACACAGCCGCACCCCUGGCUGCGGGGGCCCUGCAACUUGUGGCCGGCUCCACCGUCCUCCUGGAGACCUACGCCCGCCGCCUGCGGCACAGCAUCGCUGCCUCCUUCUUCACAAGCCAGGAGGCAAGGAGGGUCCGCCACCUUCACGCCCGGCUCCAGCGAAGACACGACAGGCUCCGAGGCCAGCAGCUGGUCCCAGGCGCUCCAUCCUGCUCCUGACAGCUGGGCCAAGCAGCAAGCAUCCAGCACAGCUAGACAGGCCUGCUGGAUGGAUAUCUGGAUAAACAGAGAGCAGUGGGGCCAAGGAGAAAGAGCUUUGGAGUUGCCCAGACCUGAGUUAUAACCUUGGCCCUUCGGCUGCCUCCCUGUGUGACCUUGAGUAGGUUGCUUCACCUCUCUGAGCCUCAGUUUCUACAUCUGCAUAGCGAUGGCAUAAUAACAAUUGAUGUGACCAACUUUCCACAAGGAAAUGUGGGUAAUGACGGAGUGAAAUAUUGGACGUGAAAGGCCUUGAUAACCAGAAAAGGAUGGUGCAAAGUGAAGACCAGGAAGAGCGGAGACACCCACAGUUCCUCGGGGCCAGUGGGGGGUCUGCCCAGGCUCCAAUCUGUAUCCACUGUUUUACCAGGUGGAUGGAGACUUUGCAUCCUGUGUCUAAAUGCCUCUGGAACUUAUUUAUAUGUCCGUGAGUCUUCUGAACUUACUUAGAGUAAUUUUAUAUAUUAAAUAAAAUCAACCAAAUCAAGCAAAUGUAUACAGUAAAUGUAUGUAUUAAAUCCUAAAUUAGAUUGUCGCUCCUUGGCUUCAGAUUCCUUGAGGGGUUUCCCAUCUAGGGUUGCCAGGUUCAGCAAAUAAAAAUAUAGGACACCUGGUUCCAUUAGAAUUUCAGAUAAAAAACAAAUACAGGUUAAGCGUAAGUAUGAACUGAGGAUACUUAUAUGAAACCUGUAUCUGUUUAUCUGAAAUUCAAAUUGAUGAGUAAUCCGUAUUUUGUCUGGCAACUCCAACCCCAUCGAAAUUAUUAAAAUCGCAGCUCCUUCCCCUGUGGGCUUGGUAUUCCCUGUUUUUCCCUCCAGGUCUUCCUCUGUCCCUCUCUCACCUCCUCUUUUCCCAGGAAUCUGACCUCUGUGAAUGGGUAUCACACUUGCCAUAGAGGUGGAUACUUUUGAGAUGUGAAUCAAGCAGUUUAGAGUUAAGAAGAGAAAGAGAGAUUGUUGGAAGGACCACUGCUGGGAGUAUGAAAUACUGAGACACCGGGUUGGGGAGAGAGGAUUUUACAGGGGAGUGGUGUUUUACUUCCCUUAGGGUUUCCUUCAGAAACUCCAGUAAAGAUAAAAUUACCUUCCCUUUUGGUCUAUGUUGCUGCCAAAGUGUUUAUUUGAAUACCAG